GUGUAAAUGCGGCUUCAUCUUUUUGACAGUUGAAGCUUAUUUGUAAACAAACUAAACUAAUUCCAGCCAUUCGCACGGGCAGCAAAAAUUCUGCAAAAUGAAUAUUUUGCCAAAAAAGAGAUGGCACGUUCGCACCAAAGACAACAUUGCUCGUGUCAGGCGAGAUGAAGCUAAGGCAGCUGAGGAGGAAAAGGAACGAUUACGCCGUGUAGCGCUAGCCGAUCAGGAGGCACGGAUCAAUUUGCUUCGCCAGAAGGCCCGAACCGGUUCAGAUAAACCGAUAGAGUCCGAAACCGAGGUUCGCGUAACGGCCAAAGAGCACGUUAACUUUUUCAGCGAACUCGAGGAAGGAAAACACGACGGUGUCAAGCGAUCGAACGCGGAACACGAGAAGGAAAAGAAGGAGGAGCAGGAAAAGUACGAAAAACAGAUUGGCUAUCUGACCUAUCUGGGGCAGGAUACGAACGAAGCGCUCGGCAAGCGGGACUGGUACGAUACGGCCCCAAAACGUGCGGAAAGCCUCGAUGAACACGGAAAGCCGAUAGAAGUUGGUUUAAAAACGAAAAACUAUCAUGAUCCCCUGAACGUUAUUCGACGGUACGUACCGAGUGCAAGUUUCAAACUACCCUCGGCUACCUCAGUCUCUAGGCACGCGGAACCGAGCGUUCCAUGUCCGGACACCUCUCCGGCAGUACAAUCGAAGACCCAAUAUACAGCACUGAUUGGGCAAACGGGUCGUAAAGAAUCAAGAAAGCGAAAGUUAAGUUCGAGCUCUUCAGAUACAUCACGCCAUUCGAAGAAAAGAAAAAAGAAACAUAAGAAGCACAGCGAUAAGAAGAAGAAAAAGGAAAAGCGGAAGAAAAAGAAACAUAAGAAAUCCAGUUCGGACGAGGACGAAAGUACCGAGGACGAAGAGGUCGCGAAGGCAAAGAAAGCACAGCUAGAACAGAUGCGGAAGCAGCGAAUUGCGCGGGAGCGAGAGGAGAAGGAAAGGACGGAGAAGAUGCUUGCUAAACUGCGUGGUGAACCGGAUCCACCUCCCAAGACACCGAAGGAAGUAGUGCCACAGCAUUCGGUGCCUCGUCAGAAGUACAAUUCACAGUUCAAUCCCGAACUGGCAAAGCAAAAUUACGAAUAAACCGCUGCUCAAGGUUCUGUCUUGUGUAACUACUUUAAUAA
Molecule: messenger RNA, 1179 nt
Organism: Anopheles coluzzii
Lineage: Eukaryota; Metazoa; Arthropoda; Insecta; Diptera; Culicidae
Product: leukocyte receptor cluster member 1 homolog
Exons: 2
Coding region: 98-1138 (346 amino acids)
Source: RefSeq, a predicted model, not a curated record